AGCGGUGAGGUCUGACGGAGCAGUGCCGACGCGUCGUUACUUGUUUAUUAUUAUUAUUAUUGCUGUUGCUGUUUGUAACGGAUCCUGGAGCACACGCACACACACACACACACACACCAGUUGCCGUCCACCAGUCGGCCCGGCGUUGCAGUUGCAUUACUACCACUUGGCGGAGCGCGUCCGACGGUGCUCUACCGACACCGACAACCUGUUCCCGCGGCCACGCGCCGUCCAUCGUCUUGUACCUGCGCCUGUUGCGACCCGAACGAAGAUAACAUAAUAAUCGCUUUCGGUUUAACCAACACUACCAGUUGACUUGUAAAUUUUGUGACCCGUGCGUACGUGAAAUGAAAUUAUGAGGAAAGUGAAAACUAAAUCUACGGGCACCAAUACGGAUGGUGGUGCCGCCAUUCAAGUGGAAGUAGCCGCCGACAUUCCAGAUGCAGAAAAACAUAACAUAUCAAAUUUGGAAGCGAUGAUGCAUAUGAUUAAGUCGACCAUUGGCGGUGGAUUCUUAGCCAUGCCCGAAGCAUUUCACAAUGCAGGGUUGUUGGUAGGCUCCAUAGGCAUCGUAAUCCUCGGAAUUGCGGUAUUGAACAUGAUGUCUUUUAUUGUUCGUUGCUCACAGAUAUUAAGAUCCGGCAAAUACGCGGCUGCCAUUUUGGCAGAAAAAAAUGGAAAUAACGAAGGUGUCGAAGAAGAACACAAUGAACAGCCGAACAAACAAAAUAAUGGAAAGGAGCUAUUGUUGCCUCCCAUGGACUAUCCGGACACCGUGGAAGCAGUGUUUAAGUACGGCUCAGGCGGCCACUUCGCAUCAUGGGGCCCAUUCGCCAAAAAAUUCACCACGAUCUCUUUGAUUUUAACAUAUUACGGUGUCAACAUCAUCUACGUGUGCGUCGUGGCGAGUACAAGCAAGCAGCUCAUUGAUCUUUACACCACCGGUGGAGCUGCGGGCACAUGGAGCUACAUGUUGAACGGUAUAUCCAUCCACUGGUACCCCUUGGCUGUAGCUCUGUUAAUCAUCCCAAUGGGUAUGGUUCAAAUUAUAAAAUACCUAGUACCGUUCUCAGUAAUUGCUAACGGGCUGAUUUCGGCGGGCACUGUGGCGAUGUUCUAUUUUAUUUUCACUGACGACGAGGGACGCAACCCACUCCGUGAGGAUGAACUAUCAAAAUUAGUAGUAUGGCCAAUGACGCGCUGGUCGCUGUUUGCGGGCAGUGCAUUAUGUUCUAUGGAGGGGGUCGGAAUGCUUAUGCACAUCGAAAACUCAAUGAAGAAUCCACUUGAGCUUGCUGGACCGCCAACUUACACGUUGCACUGGUCUAUGUUUAUCAUCGUGUUACUCAACGGCGCUUUGGGCUUCUUUGGGUACAUACGAUACGGCGAACGGUGCCUGGGAAGCUUGCCACUCAAUUUGCCUCCGAAUAACAGAUUAUCUGAAGCUGUAAAAAUCGUAGUUACUUUAGGAAUUCUCAUGACCUACGGACUCCAGCUAACCGUUACCGCGGAUCUAGUGUGGUCGUGGAUUAAAAAGAAGAAAGUGAAAAAAGCUGUACGGAAACACGGAUCGAAAGUUGUGGUAAUAGAAAAGACAAAAACGAGUCUUGAUUACUAUAUUAUGCGAUUUGUCUUGAUCGUUGGAACGGUGAUUAUAGCGACUGUGGUACCCGACGUCGGGCCUAUGAUUUCCCUUGUUGGUUCGGUCGGUUUUUCAGUACUUGGUCUCAUAGUACCUGCUGCACUAGAGACCGUUUGGUACUGGAAUCCAGAAAGCGAAGAUGACUUUGAAGACAACCACCGAGAGAUGAACUACUGUGAUAGUACAGCUGUGGAGGACGGAAGUGGAUUAGCGUCGGCGGCGGCGCUGACCGCAAAGGUUGCAAAAACUGAUAAAGCCAGUAGGAACCUGGCUAUCCGCAGAGCUUUGCGACAUGUGAAAAAUUUUACAUAUGUUAUACUGGCUUUGUUUGCACUGACCGGCGGAGCCUUCUAUAAUUUACGUGAAAUUAUAUCUCAGUCUCCGGGCCACAGCGUGCCUGCAGUGGUCUUAGAAUUUUCUCAAACUUCGGCGUAAUGCUUUUAAAAUUACGACUAUGUAUUAUUUUAUAGUUAGACGUUUAGAAUAUAAUAAUAAGUUUUAUUUUGCUUGAGAACAGUUUGUAUGGAGAGAGAAUAUUAUAUUCUCGAAAAUUAUUUAAGCAAGCUCAAGUAUCUCAAAACCAGUACCUAAGUACAAUCACAGCUUAAUAUAUUUUUUUUUUACACAAACAAUUAUUACAAGUCAUAAUAUUAAUGACUGCACAUAUUUUAGUAUUAUUACUGUAGCACUCGUUAGUUAUAAAUAGCUUCAACGAUAUUGUCCAUCGAGAUAAUAUUAUUUUCACUUGAUAGAAUAUACGUAGAUCCACUAUAUUGUCUUAACUAUUAAGCUAUAAAGUUGUUCUAUUUUCGGUUUUUAAACGCUAUUCUUUGUUUAAAAACAGAGACAUUUUAAUUUCUUACUUAAU
Rhopalosiphum maidis (corn leaf aphid) is the source of this 2510-nucleotide messenger RNA. RefSeq names its product proton-coupled amino acid transporter-like protein pathetic. Lineage: Eukaryota; Metazoa; Arthropoda; Insecta; Hemiptera; Aphididae. The transcript has 9 exons. Gene Ontology annotation, biological process: amino acid transmembrane transport. The record is from RefSeq and is a predicted model, not a curated record. Gene Ontology annotation, cellular component: vacuolar membrane. Gene Ontology annotation, molecular function: amino acid transmembrane transporter activity. Bases 356 to 2077 code for a protein of 573 amino acids.